Molecule: messenger RNA, 1035 nt
Organism: Aspergillus brunneoviolaceus CBS 621.78
Lineage: Eukaryota; Fungi; Ascomycota; Eurotiomycetes; Eurotiales; Aspergillaceae
Exons: 1
Coding region: 1-1035 (344 amino acids)
Source: RefSeq, a predicted model, not a curated record
AUGAUUGCGCCGUUGUCGGUGCACUGCGGUGGGGCUCGAGCUCGCGAGGGAGUUGGUGUGGAUGCGGCGGGUGCAGCUGAGGAUGAUGUUGUAUCUGCUGCUGCUGCUGCUGCUGCUGCUGCUGCUCUAUUUGUGGAUGAUGAUGUAUUUGAGCCUGCUGUUGCAUCCGAACUGGAUGUUGCGCCGGCUGCUGAUGUUGUGGCGGCAUCAGAGAAUGAUGUUGCAUCUGCAGCUGCUGGUACUGAGCUUGAUGUAGCUGACGCUGGGUCCGUGACUGAUGCUGAGGUUGCAUCUGCUGCAGGUUCUGGUACUGGCGUAGGUGCUGAGGUUGCUGCUGGUGAUUCUGUUGUGCCUGAGAAUACCGCUGAUAAUGUAGCUGUUUUUGCUGCUGGAGUUGCGCUUGAUACAGCUGACGCUGUGUCUGUAGCUGAUUACGAGAUUGCAUCUGCUGCUGGUAACACUGCUGAUGAGUCUGCUGUGCCUGAGAGUACUGCUGAAGAUGCAUCUGUACCUGCUGCUGCUGGUUUUGAGGUUGCAUCCGCCGCUGGUGCAGGUGUAGGCGCUGAGGUUGCUGCUGGUGCUGAGAAGGCUGACACCGCAGAGGAUAUACCUGUUGUUGCUGCUGGUUCUGCCCCUGGUGCUGAGGAGUCCGAAGCUGCUGAGAAUGCACCUGUACCUGCUGCUGGCUCUGAUUCUGGCGCUGAGAAGGCCGACCCUGCAGAGGAUGUAUCUGUAUCUUCUGCUGCUGCGGAGGCUGAAGCUGCUGAGGAGACACCUGCAUCUGCUGCUGGGGCGGAGGCUGACAGUGCUGCUCCUCCUGCCCUGAUCGAGGAGUCCGACACUGCAGAGGAUGCACCUGUAGCUGCUCUGUGUGCUUCUUUUGCUGAUGAUUCUCUUCCGAGUGUUGGAAAGGCCGACACUGCUGAGGAAGCACCCGUAUCUGCUGCUCGGGCUGCUGCUCUUGAGGAGGCUGAGGUUGCAGAGAGUGCACCGUCGCCUGUAGCUGCUGUUGCUGCUGCUGGGGCUGGGGCGUAA